AUUUGUACGAGGAGCUUCCCGGCGGGAUAUUGGUGGCCACUUUAUACAAUCAAUUGGGCUUGAAGCACACAAUACCACACGGGCAGUUGUACAUGAGAUAAUUAUACUCCAUUUAGCUCUUCAUGAUGUCCAAGACAGUGGCCAGCAAGCGUCGGCUAGAUGGACGGGCUAGAUUUGAUCUAAACAUUGACAGCCCCCAAUUGCAACACGUCACACGCCAUAUCGAUGAGACGGCGAACGUCCGAAUCGAAAACUGCAUCGGCUUCGUGCAAGUUCCGGUGGGCAUAGCCGGUCCCUUGCGCAUUACCGGCCCUGAAACGACGGGCGAGUAUUAUGCGCCAUUAGCAACGUGUGAGCCAACUCUGGUGGCUAGCUGCAGCCGGGGCUGUAAGGUCUUCAACGCGUGCGGUGGCCUGCAGUUUGAGGUUCUCAAUGAAGCUAUGUCUCGCGCGCCGACGCUCUUUUUUGACAGCCCGGGGCAGGCGAUCGCGUUCGCGCGCGCGGUCCCAUCUUUCCAUAGCGACUUUGCCCGAUGGGCCGAGUCAACUAGUCGAUACCUCCGUCUACAGGAGCUGAAGCCGUCGAUCAUUGGCUCCAGUGUGCAUCUUUUCUGCAGCUAUUUUUGCGGCAGUGCUGCGGGUCAGAAUAUGGUCAGCAAGGCUACGCAGCAUGCGUGUGAAAUGCUCCGGAAGUCUAAAUGGGCGAAGGAACACCAGAUCAAGGACUUCAUUAUUGAGGGUCAGCUAGCAUCGGACAAGAAGCCUUCUUGGGGUAAUGUCCAGCGAGCUAGGGGGGUCGAAGUGCUUGCGUGGGGCACCAUUACCGAUGCAGCUUGCCAAGAGACCCUUGGCUGUAGCACCGAGCGUCUAUAUCGGACGCAAAUGGCCCUGAAAGAGGGGGGCAUCCGGAAUGGUCAGUUCGGCUGCAAUAUCAAUACGGCCAACAUCAUCGCCGCGAUAUUUGUAUCAACAGGACAAGACGCUGGGAGCGUCGCGGAGGCUUCCUGGAGCCACCUCACCUCCGAAUACGACUACGGGACUAAGGAGCUCAAGAUGACUCUGUAUUUCCCUUCCUUAACGGUGGGUACGGUGGGUGGGGGGACCCUGUAUCCAUCACAACGUGAAUGCCUGGCCAUGUUGGGAUGCGCCGAGCCAGCGGGGAAAAGAAGACUGGCUGGAAUGAUUGCUGCCUUUGCAGUCGCUUUGGAUGCCAGCACCAGUGCAGCGAUUGCUAAUGAUACCUUCACCAUGAGCCAUAUGAAGCUAGCCCGUGGCGAAUCAUACGGGUCUCGAGCGACAAAGCUGUAGGAUAUUCUGGUUGUCGUCUUUUCAAAGUGGAUCAUUCUAUGGAGUUAGCUAUUUGUGUAUUGAGGUGGUUGUAUUUUUACCUGAUACUUCUA
Molecule: messenger RNA, 1399 nt
Organism: Aspergillus alliaceus
Lineage: Eukaryota; Fungi; Ascomycota; Eurotiomycetes; Eurotiales; Aspergillaceae
Product: hydroxymethylglutaryl-CoA reductase
Exons: 1
Coding region: 123-1307 (394 amino acids)
Biological process (GO): isoprenoid biosynthetic process; coenzyme A metabolic process
Molecular function (GO): protein binding; hydroxymethylglutaryl-CoA reductase (NADPH) activity
Source: RefSeq, a predicted model, not a curated record